Pyricularia grisea is the source of this 1215-nucleotide messenger RNA. RefSeq lists its product as uncharacterized. The transcript has a single exon. The coding region runs from base 1 to 1215 and encodes 404 amino acids. Lineage: Eukaryota; Fungi; Ascomycota; Sordariomycetes; Magnaporthales; Pyriculariaceae. The record is from RefSeq and is a predicted model, not a curated record.
AUGCAUUUCUCUACCAUCCUUUCUGGGUGCCUCGUGCCAGCGCUUGCCUUGGGGGCCGCCCUCCCCCAGAGCACCGCCUCGGAGAACUGUACCGCCGAUUCUCUGACGACCGAGACGUGGGUUAAUCUCAAUCUGGACAACGUGACCACUGAAGCCGCAGCCAAGGUGACGGCCAAGGAGAACACGGUGCAGGGCCUGGCCGCAAGCCUCGGCGCGCCCAACUUCUUCUGCGGCUUGGAUAACUUUUGCAAUGCCGGGCAGCCCUGCUCACCGGUCCAGCUUCCCGAGUGGUACAUCUUGGUUGCCAUUCAGAACUGGAACAGCUACAUGAACUCGCUCAACACGGCCAUAACGUUCGCAUCCAGCAUCCUGUCUCUGACCCUUCCGGGCAUCUCAAACGACUUUAUACUCGAGGCGAAAGACAACAUCACCCCUUUCAAGUCUAUAGUUUCCAUGAUCGGCUCUGUCAUCAGCGCCGUGCCGAUCGCCGGUACUGUAAAGGAUGGACUUAGCAAGGCUUCCCAGGCUGCCAACAUUUUGCUCGGGCUCGCCAAGCCCCCGGUCCAGACAGACAAAUUCAUCGCCUGGAGCAACGUCGCCAACAGCCUCGGCGACGCCAUCAAGGAUUACCAGUCUUCGCUCAGCAGCGCCUUCAGGACCGUGCUCAACGCGCCGGUCAACGACACCGACGGCAUUGCUCAGCUGCUCCUCGGCGGAGACUUCCUCGGCGUGUCGCAAAACUUCACCCAGCAAGAUAUCCAGGGCCCCGUCAUCGACGCGCUCACCCGCUUCUCGGUCAGCCUGGCCCUGCAGUCGCAAAACGUCUUUGUGACCCGCAUCACGGGCCUGUUUCAGUGCCCUAAAAACUACGACACGCAGACUCGGGCGUGCCAGCAGGAUGGCGACACUUUUACCACCUUUGAUCUGUCGAUAGCUAGCGGCGAGACCACCAACCCGGCCACCGACUUUGCGCAAAAGAUGAACGACAAGUACAGCAUCACCAAGGAUGUGUACCUGCAGGGUGUGGCAAAGUGCUUUGACGACAACGGCCAGAAGCAGCUCGCCUUGCCCUUUGACGACAACAAUCCGGUGCCGCUCGACGUAAACACCCCGUGUCUGUUCAACUUGUUGUUCUGCCCCAUGACCGUCGCCGAUACGUUUAGUAGUGGUGGCAUCGUCGACAUAUGCCGCAACAAAUAUAACGUAAAUUUAUGA